Oncorhynchus nerka (sockeye salmon) is the source of this 697-nucleotide messenger RNA. It is a transcript of the gene sid1, whose product is annotated as secreted immunoglobulin domain 1. The record is from RefSeq and is a predicted model, not a curated record. The coding region runs from base 197 to 595 and encodes 132 amino acids. NCBI's taxonomy places the organism in Eukaryota, Metazoa, Chordata, Actinopteri, Salmoniformes, Salmonidae. Gene Ontology annotation, biological process: response to bacterium. The transcript is spliced from 2 exons.
CUGUGACACAUCUGAGGUUGAAAUGACCUGAUGAGUUUGUGCACAACGUGUUGGAAGGCAGUUCCUCUGUGAGACUCGGUUGGACCAACAAACACAGCCUACUUCUCUCCAGAGAAACCUCAAGCAGAGUCUACGAGGGAGUCGGAUCGAAAGCUUCCUUUUCAUCAUCUCACAGAAUAGAGUACUGCAUCCGGCAAUGAAAGUGACAUUGAGAAUCAUGUUGUGCUUGUCAAUCAUACUGAAUGGUGUACGUUUGGGAGAGUCCCUGGGUGUAUCACUGAAGAGCUUAUCAGUGAAAGUGGGCGAGGAUGCCACACUGGACUGCACUCUGUCCACUAACUGUAGCAUGGCCACUGUGAGCUGGUACAAGCAGAGUCAAGGAGAGAGGCCCGAACUGGUACUCAGCUACCACCUGACCAACACCUCCCAUGUGCUCUACGGCCAUGGCUUCCAUCCCAACAAGAUCACUGUCCAGACCAAUGAUAGCAGGCCACUUCACCAGCAUCAGUUACUGAUCCAUGGAUCUAAAGAGAAUGACAUGGCUGUUUAUUUCUGUGGACUAACAGAAGGAUUUGAAAGAACAACUGAUUUGUAGAGACGAAUGUGAGGUGUACUAUGUAAUCACACUGUACUGUAUCUACAGGCUACUCUGUAUUGGUCUUCCAAAGCAACUCCUAAUAAACUCAAGUUGAUGUUG